UCCACAUCCUAUCUCGUGUAUUCCACAUCCCGUCUCGUGUAUUCCAGAUCCUGUCUCGUGUAUUCAAGAUGUUUUUCUUAACCCUUAUCCGAAGACAUGCUUGGUUAUCACAUAGUCUCCUCCUGCAGUGUCAGAUUUGUUUACGCUGUCUGGCGCUAGAUAUGAGGUCGCAAAGAUAACUUGGGGUCGUAGUGGCACCACGUCACCAGAUAUGUUUCUAUCUCAGAAGUGAUAAAAUGGCAUCUAAACGAACAUGUGUGUGUGUGGGCGAUCCAGAUUAUGACGAAACUAUUUCUAAGUGGUUGAAAGAUAUUGGCAGUGACUUAAGUGAUGAAAGUGUGUGUGGAAAAGCAAUGUGUGAUGAUUGCAGAGCAAACAUGUGCAAAUACUGUACUACAGAGUGACUUUUCGUACAAAUUUAAUGUUUUCAAACAAUGUUCGACUAAUAUAUUUUAUCUGGUGGGCCUGGCGGUGCUGGUGCUGUCCAUAUGGAUGCUCACGGACCCCACCUUCUACCUGAGCGUGGCCCAGGACGAGUCCAGCUACAACACAGGGGUGUACAUCCUGCUGGCGGCCGGCCUGCUCAUGUUCGUCGUGGGCUUCGUCGGCUGCUGCGGGGCCUACAAGGAGUCCCCGUGCAUGCUCGUGACCUUCUUCUGUUUCCUGCUGAUCAUCGUGGUGGCGGAGAUCGCGGCCGGGGCCUGGGGCUACAGCCACCGCGACGCGCUCGAGGACUACGUCACCGAGAGCGUCAAGACGACGGUUCAGAACGAGUACGACGUGGUCAAGUCCCGCACCCAGACCUUUGAUGCCAUCCAGCAGGGGCUGCAGUGCUGCGGUGCCAAGGGCCCCGACGACUGGGAGUCGAGCCGCUACAACAUGGCCAACCGCGACGCCAUCGAGCGCAUGGUCUCCUCGGCCUUGAACAAGUACAGGAUCCCUGAGAGCUGCUGCGUGGACCCGCAGUCCGCCCUGUGCCAGUCGGCCGCGCUGGGCGGGGGCCAGGGCGUGCCCCCCGGGGUCAUCCACGGCAAGGGCUGCAUCUCGAAGCUGAUCGACACGCUGCGCCAGCACAUGAACGUGGUCCUGGGCGUGGGGCUGGCCAUCGUCGUCAUCGAGGUGCUGGGCCUGGUGUUCUCUCUGGCGCUGUGCUGCGCCGUGCACGGCGCGGAGAACCGCUACAAGGCCUGAGGCCCCUCCCUGAUGCAGUGAAAUUACCAAAAAAAAUAUUGUUAGUGCUGCUGUUCCUGCAGUGAACUCAACAAGGUUUUCGAGUUCUUUGGCUUCUUUAUUUUUUUAGUUCCAUCUCUCUCCAUGUGGUUCCAUUGCUAAAAAAUUUUCCCCACGUGCAACUAAUGGGCUUUUACUCACUCCGGUAUUCGUUUAUUUGCAUGUACGUAUCGUACAAAAAUUUUUUGAUGAUAUUCUUUUUUUAGAUUUUGUUUCCUGGACUUUUUUUUUUUUUUUUUUUUUUUAAAGUCUUAUUGGGAGUCUCUCAGUCUAAUUAUUUUUUUGGAAUAGACUGGAAGUCAUUCGUCAAUUUUAGAACAAAAUCUUCCUCCCUCAAAUGUAGCAGAACUGCAUGUUUUUUUUUUUUUUUUUUUUUUUUUUGUGUCACAUUGUAAAGUUUGUGUAGCAGUAACAUAGAGAGAGUUUGCAGCUUCUCACUUACAGGAGAUCUAUGUAUAAAACUUUAUAAAGACUGUUCGCGCUUUUCCGUGAUCUUCUUUGGCUGGAUCUGAUUUUUUCUUUAACCGUUCCGUUGUGAUGCUAAGGUCUUGUAGGUCAGUUACUUAGCUGCAUUGGCUUGAAGGUAAGCACUGAAUCUUAAGUUUGAGAACAUUUUGAGUAAAAUGUUGAACAGUUUUUGUUUGGAAACACAUUUUGUGCUAAAUCCUGUAGAUGAAGCUAAGAAUGUUCUGAACUUGAGUGCGCUAGGGUAGGGAUUCUUGCCGUGCCAAAUGAGGUCGUGCAGACGGUCAGUACUAGGUGAUUGGUAAUCGGCUAAUGGCACAUCAUUAGGAUUGUAGUCACACGCCAGAUUGUGUGGCCUCCCUCGCAAACAAAGUAUUUAAGUUUAUUUUGUUGAGCCACUAGUGUCUUCAGCCGGCAGCCAAGUAUUUCUGGUUCAUUGAGGUGCAGUGUACGUCGGUCCCGGUCAGGAGUACAGUCUGCGCAAGCCACAGGUUUCUCCGCACCGCACUAUUGUUACACGUGUGACACUAGUUUCCGGGAGGCUUGGCAGGAAAAGACGUGCUGAUGAAACUAUUCGGUGACCCCAGAUAAAGAGCUUGUUCGCAGAAACUGUCUGCUGUCGAGGGGGUCUCGAACGGUGUGUUUACCGAUGAUGGCACUCGAUCUAAACAAGAAAAACCAACCAAAUGUGCUGCAUUCAUAGAGUUGUGUCUUGUCAGUUGGAUUGGCUCUACAUUAGUUUCAGUUUACGAUAGUAGAAAUAAAAGGUGGGUUAUUCAAGAACUGGAAUUACUUGAAAUAAGUGUGUUGUUGCCUUCAGAAAUCCUCAGUUCGUUGUUUUAUAUUUGUCGUAGGCGUUGUGUGUGUGUUGCAGCUAUGUUUCUGUAUUGUUAUCAAGACCUUAGUGCAUCAGAAUGAUAGAAUCCUGUAUUUGAGUCUUUUGGUUCUCGAUUAUUUAGGAAUUAGUUUAUAUAAUUUUAGAUGUAUUUUUUUUUUUACAAUUUUUUAAUUUAACUAUCAUUAGUACAUAGGUAGCUUUGCAUUGAGUAGGAAGGUACAUAGUUGUUUGUGCCAUUACUUCAGACAAAAGCCCAAAUGUAGUCGAAUGACACAAAUGUCAGUUUAUUAAUGUCUUUGACUGUUAGCUGAUACAUUCUCAAGAAAAGGGCACGUCAGCAUGUCUUUGUCGAUUAAUCGACCCUUUUGCCAUAAGUAACUGCAUGCCUCAAAGUGAAAACCAAAUAUCCGUACAUUUUAAGUGUAUUUAAAUAAAUGUAUUUUCUUAUUGUGAAUAUUUACUAAAGAAAGAGGGUUUAGAACACUUCAUAUGAUGAGCUUUAGUGCAUGUUUUGUAGUUUAGCUUGUAUGUAGUGGCAUUGAUGUUCUUAGUGUACAUAUGUUUUCGUGCCAAAUGAAAAUCUGACAAUCCCACCUUGUUGCUAAUGUUGUGCCAGUCAAAAAUUUGCAUAAAUACUUUAUUAUUUUAUUUGUGUGUGGAAGUGAGAGGCUACUACACCAGUAGCAAUUGGAAUAAGAAUAUUUUGUCAUGAUCAUGUGUUCAGGUUCUCAGUUGUAGUGGCUGGUGUGUAGAAUGGAGUGCAACUGUGAGUUACGUACUUUAAGACGUUCUAUUUCAAAUAAACAGUUCUUAACGCGACCUGGUUUAGCUAAAAUGUGCAUUUUUUUACCAAAUGGUUGUAGUUAACUGCACGAGAAAUUCAAAAAUGUCGUGAAAAUGGAUUGAUGUGUACGUAUUUCUUUCAUCAAUGGGUAAAAAAAAAAAUUUAUUAAGUUUUGGUAAAGCACAGCCUUGUGUUUUUCUUUCAGGCGAGUCUGGUAAAGCUGUGUUUUCAUUGGGAAACUAAUUAAAUUUGAGGAAGUGUUUCACAACUGUAAACCUUUCUUUACGUCUUGUGUUUAUGGGUUAUGCAAGGUCCCUCGCUGGCCAGUGUCAGUAUGAUUUAGUGUUUUGGGAUUUAGACGUUUAGGGUAACUGCGUGAUCAAUUAAGGGAACACAAGAUAGUUGUGUAUGUUAAAAUUUUUGUAAUUCUGCUUGGGUUUUGGAACUGCUGGUGGGCGUGUGGAGAGCCACGAGUGCCCGAGAUGCAUUGGCCCGGACGAUUGAGGUCUGUAAGGUGUGUAAACCAGCAGAAACGACCUGUCUCAUCAAGUUUGCUCCUUGGUUGCUACUGUGUGGUUGCACGCACUCUGCCUCAUGCCUGUAAUGCUUACGAAUGCUUCGGUCGAGUAGAGGGAUGUGUCUGGCACUGCAUCCCGCGGUCUGUCGGGCGCUAGAGCAAGAUUGGUAAAUGUCGUGCAGCUUUGUCCGCGUGUUCGUGCUUUCCGCGAUGCCGUUGUCGGGUGUGGUCGCCCUGGAGUUCUCGAAUGCUUUCCCAUGUAACAAUCAGAUAUGUGACAUGAUUGUAUGAUUAGUAAUAAUGUUUACUGGAUGUGUUCAAAAUCUGUGUACUGGGUACAACUUGACAAGACUAAUAUACAAAUAAAACUUUAGGCUUUCGUGAUGGUAGGUCUAUGUAGGACAAACCUAUAUAGUAUAUUUACAUAGUAUAAUUUUAAAAUAACAUAUUUUUUACAUCUGUGCUUCAUAUACUAUAGUUUUUGAGAGUUUCUUUGUGGACUGUAGAACUAAUCGCCAGUGUUGCAUAUGGCACGAGUUUGUGUUCAGGUGUUGUGAACCUCACCAUGUGAUGGUGUCUGAAGAUCUGAAAGCUGAUUGGCUGAAGUUAGGUUCCAUCACUGAUAUUUUUGUGAAUGAAAAAUUAUAGUGAUAGUUUAGACAUGUGCAACAACAACAAAAAAAUAUGCUGCAAAAAUAAUUUUACUAAAAAGUAGAUGGGUAGUAUUAUUCGUUAACUGUGUUUUUUUAUCUCAGGUAUUUAGUUUUAGUUUUCCACUAACCCUGUAAUCUGUGUACUAGUUUGUACAACUAUGUAAUAAGUAGAGUUUAAAAAAAAAAUAGAUAUAUAUUUUUAAGUAUACCUACGUAGUGAAACUGUUGUUAAAUUGUGAUUGCCAGUUUUGCAAUUUGAGCUUAGUAAUGGCUGUUUGAAAAGUAAGUAUUUUGCAGAUUAAAACAAGCAUUGUCACCAUUGGCUAGAAAACUAUUUUCUCUGUUGUGUGGUGUUGUACAGAACUAUAUGCACAACUAAUUAUUUUAAAUGCACAGUUGCAACUGAAGUUAUAUCUGCCACAAUUUUAAUUGGGAAUUCUCAUUCAGAGGAAUUGUGCAGAGAAGUGGCUCUGGGGAAAAGCUAAUAAUAACUAAAGUGCAAGUUUGGUUAGGUAAGUCAGCUACAUUAAUAAUAUGUAUUACAUAUUAAUUAAACAACCUUUCAACCAGCCUUUCACUUCAGAUAUUUUAAUUUUAUCCCAGAAGCCACUGCUGAAUUAAUUUAAGUUUUUGAAUACAUUUUUGUUACAUUAAAACAGUUUUUUUUGCAUAAAACUGUCUUACAUGUUUGGUGAUAUGUUCAGAACAGAAGUUACGUAUCUGUUUCUAAAAUCAAACUUAAAUCAAAAAUUUAAAAAUUAUUAAGUGUAUUCAUGGAAUGCAUUUUGUUACCUAUGUAACACUUUCAGACCAUUAGUUUUGAGUGCCAAAGUCUUGUGUUCAGCAAUAAUUUUUUAGACAUAUAUAUAUACGUUUAUUGAUUUAGCUAGAUGUAGCUUGUUAUAUAGUACAAGUUGCAGUGUGCGAAGUUCUGUGUUGAGUUGGGAGCCAGCGAUCAGAUUGUUGAUUUUCCGAUGCUUAGAUGUUGGGUAGUGAAUGUUAUGGUUGUGUCCAGUUUGGACGAAUUUCAGAAUUUUAUUGACGUUGGAGGAGAAAAUGUUAGUAAUUGUUUUGUGUGUUUGGAUACAUAACCUGCGUUCCGUCGCUAUUCAGUUCAUCUGUUCUCACACUGUCCACACACUGCAGGCAAGUGUGGAGAUGCCGUAGAGUGGUUGCACAAUAAAAAGGAGAAUAGUCUUGUGCCAGGCACACGUCGUACACUACUUUGAAUUCAUUUUUUAUGAGUAUUUUUUGUUACUUCCAUUUAAGCAACUAUGUAUACCAUUAAUAAUUAUUAAAACAUUGGAGAAAACCUUGAAUGUUCUUGAGGUAAUUCUGGUUUAUAGCUUUAGUACAAAAUCAAACUCUCUAGUCUACGUGAAUAUUUAAUCAAGUUCUCAAAAAACUAAAUUAUUUCAAAAUUGAUAUUAUAUUUCAAACUUUUUUUUACAUUUGCUGGAAAUGAACAGUGUUAAAGGCUCUGACAGUGAAGAUAAACCUAAAGACCUGUUUCCUGGCGCAGUUAUGUGGUACGACUUUUAACACUUGUCUUGUGCCUGGCAGUUUUAUUAGUAACACAAGGACUUAUUUGAUUGCAGCCUGAAGGGCGUGAGGAAAGAUUUUGAAUUAAGAGAAGUGUUUUAUGUUGUAAAACUACUAUUAUUCAGAUACAUCUGUAUUAGCUGAUACCAAAAAUUUUACUCUUCUGCUCAAUGCUAAUUUACACUAAAGCAUUCGCUCUGAAGUUUGAACGAAACAGGUUUCACUGAAUGUGUAAGCUUACCACUUUCGAGUUUCAAGCAGUGGACUUGUGUGGCAUAACCUUUUUCUGUUGGCUGCCUUGCAGUGUUACCACUACACUUCUCUUUCACACAGCGUGGUUGUGUCAACAGUGGAAUGUGGUGGACAGUGUUCUUUGUUGAGUGUUUUCCGUCUAGAGCUAGCUUACAGUAACAGAAAGUGUUUGAAGGCAAGAUUAAUGUUAAAAAGUGAAUUUUGCUAAGUAUUUCUAUUUCAUGUUGAGAUUAAAAAAUGAAAUUAUGGAGAUUAAGUGGUAUAACUGCUAAUUUGUAAACAGUAUUUUUAUGUUUCUGUAUCAAAGUUUAUUCAGGGAAAAAUUUUGAUGUACACAAGAUUUGUGAAUCCAGUAUGUUUUUUUCACUUUAUUUUCCAUAAUAACACAUGUAUUUUGAGAUGAAUAACUAAUUUGCAAGAACAGUGUGCAUGCAGUGAGUUUUAUAACUAUUUUAAUGGUAAAUUCAAUCUGUCAUUGAAUAUUGUAAAAAAACCAUUACAUUGUGUAGUUAGGCAAAAUUUGUUUCAUUUGUAAUGACUAAUGAGUGUACAUAUCAAUUUUGCUGAUUCCAUAACAUUUUUCUUAAACUACACUAAACAAAUCGCCUCACUGUUCAUGCAUACACACACUGACUCUGUUACUGUAUGAAUGAUUUGAGUGAACUAGAAACAGAGGUGAAGUUAUUGCACUGAGAAGCAAAACAUGCAAGACUUGUAGAGAUUAUCAUGUUGGUGAUUUUAAGACUACUUAAUAAGUUACACCAUCUCCUGAUGUGGAAAUGCUCUUGCAUCUUACAACAGUGUGUUCAUUUUGCUUUAAUGCUUAUGACUUAAUAUUGACUACUACUUACUCAUAUACAGUGUACAUUUUUGUGUAGGUAUUGUUUAUAUGUCUUAAUUUUUUGUAUACAAUUUUUGAAAUAAUUUUUAAUAUGUUGAUGAUUGUAUCAUUUAGUAACAAGAAUCUCUGUUGUACAAAUGUACAAUUAAUGAUAAUAAAGUUAUGUCUACAAAAUA
Bacillus rossius redtenbacheri is the source of this 7298-nucleotide messenger RNA. Its product is annotated as CD9 antigen. The transcript is spliced from 5 exons. NCBI's taxonomy places the organism in Eukaryota, Metazoa, Arthropoda, Insecta, Phasmatodea, Bacillidae. The record is from RefSeq and is a predicted model, not a curated record. Gene Ontology annotation, cellular component: plasma membrane. The coding region runs from base 331 to 1191 and encodes 286 amino acids.